Penicillium pulvis is the source of this 1020-nucleotide messenger RNA. RefSeq names its product alpha/beta hydrolase. The transcript is spliced from 2 exons. Gene Ontology annotation, molecular function: hydrolase activity. Bases 1 to 1020 code for a protein of 339 amino acids. The record is from RefSeq and is a predicted model, not a curated record. NCBI's taxonomy places the organism in Eukaryota, Fungi, Ascomycota, Eurotiomycetes, Eurotiales, Aspergillaceae.
AUGUCUGCCAUUGCUGGUGUCACACAGCCUCCUUAUCCGCUCCAUGAGUCCGUUCGAGAUCUACUGGAUCCCGAGUACGUCGCCUUCUAUAACCAGCAUGUGAUCAACAACCAACAGGUGCAUCUCCAGCCCGUUGCAGCAUCGCGGACCAGUGGCGUUCUGAUCCCAGGUGCGGGCCCAAUGCUGGAGGUUGGCAAGACUCAUGAUCUUACUAUUGUGCGACGAGAGACCGAAGGACCUCCAGUUGCAGUCCGCUGCUUUACACCCAAGGGCGAAGUGCCCGCUGGUGGAUGGCCAGUCAUGCUCUAUUUCCACGGCGGCGGUUGGGUCCUUGGUAAUAUUGACACCGAAAAUGUGGUGUGUUCCAACCUUUGCGUGCGUGGUAACUGCGUGGUGGUGACUGUGGAUUACCGUCUUGCCCCCGAAAACCCAUGGCCUGCAGCAGUUCACGAUUGCUGGGAAACUCUGCUCUGGCUGGUGGCGGAGGGACCCGCCGCGCUGUCAAUCGACACGUCCAAAAUCGCGACAGGCGGGUCCUCGGCCGGUGGAAACUUGGCUGCAAUCAUGACCCACAAGGCAUUGACCCUUUCCCCCCCACUCCGCUUCUCCGCUCAGUUACUCUCGGUCCCCGUCACAGACAAUACCGCCACCGUGGAAAAUAACGAGUCGUAUCGCCGCUACGAACACACCGCCGCCCUUCCCUCGCAGAAGAUGAUCUGGUACCGUGACCAUUACCUGCCAAACGAAGCGGAUUGCAAAAACCCCGAGGCUAGUCCCUUGUUCUACGCCGAUGACUGGUCGCAGCUUCCCCCUGCCCUCGUGAUGGUGGGCGAGCUGGACGUGUUGCGGACCGAGGGCGAACAGUAUGCUGAGAAGCUUCAGAAGGCGGGCGUGGCGGUAGACUUACAGGUGAUGAAGGGCAUGCCACAUCCAUUCCUCGCGAUGGACGGCGUACUCUCCGAGGGGAAAAGGUGUAUCACAUUGAUGUGCGAUGCUUUGCAAAAGGCGUUCUGGGGCUAA